This is a messenger RNA of Linum trigynum, 9242 nucleotides long. The record is from the annotation of a GenBank genome assembly. NCBI's taxonomy places the organism in Eukaryota, Viridiplantae, Streptophyta, Magnoliopsida, Malpighiales, Linaceae.
AACUUUUUCAACCAAACUAUCACAUGUAACUUUUUCAACCAAACUAUAACCGAUUUGUCAGUUUAGUUCAUAUAUUUUCAGUGGUUGAAAGGCCUUUUCCGAAUCAUGGCAAAAAUUUUAUCGAUGUAUGUAUAAUAAUAUACAUGUAUAUAAGAAAAUUGGUUGUUUGGUUUUGUGAUACCUAUUGUAGUAUUGAAAUAAUUGAUAUUACCUUUUGGGUGAGAUGUCACAUUUACUCUUUGUUUUAAUAUAAAAAAGAAGAACACAUAAAAAAGUAGGGACAUACUUGGAAGAAAAAAAAUAGUGAUAGUUUGUGUCAUAUCAACCAAACAAUAUAUGAAUUGUUUGUAAAAAAAAUGAUAUAUUGUAGACAAUGUGUGCAUUGUAACUAUUUGAACCAAACUAUAUGCAACAUAUAGUUGGUUGUAGCUCAAUUGGUAGAGUACUCGGAUAUAUGAGCAACAUAUGUUGGUUGAAAUGUCAUUAAAUUAAUAAAAAUAUUUAAUGUCAAGAUUAAUGUCAAGGGGUUGUAGCUCAAUUGAUAGAGUACUCGGAUAGCUCAUGAGAGGUACGGGGUUUGAUUCCUCGCAGCUCCACUUGUUUUUUGUUCACCAUAGGUAAUGGGGUUUGAUUCCUCGCAACACUACUAGUUUUUCUUCUCACUCUAGGCUGCUGCUCCUUACUUUUCGAAGUUCCGCGAUGCUUCUCUUCCAACCAAUACGCGAGAGGUACGGGGUUCAAUUCCUCGCAACUCCACUUGUCUUCUGUUUUCACUCCAGGGUGCCACUCUGAUUUGGGUCUGAUUGUACAUGUUUUAUCCUCCUUUUACCUUGGAUGUUUGAGGCAUUUAUGCUCCGUGAGGUUGGUUUUACGCUAGGUUGUGUCUUAUUUUAGUACGUUUCAGAUUCUAGCAGGUGAAAUCGACCCCAGAGUCGAAAGUUGGACGAAAAGGAGCAAAAACGGGUCAAAGGAUGGAUGCAGCUGACUGAGGAUCACGACAGGAGAAGAGAGUUCACGGUCAGACAGACCGUGAAAAGGGAGCUCACGGUCUCUCUAGAGUCCAACCAGUUCACAGUCACUCAACCGUGAACUGAGCUCUUUGACCGUGAACCGCCAAGCGUCCAGAGCAGCUCUCACGUCUCACUGGAAUCAAGCCAUUUCACGGUCUCUAAGACCGUGAACUCAAGCCAUAAACCGUGAAGAGACUUAAUGAAGCGGUGCGUUUUUGUUUGAGACCACGGUCCCCGCCAUAUGUUCACGACCGUGAACUGGGACUAUGAAUCGAGCUCGACCUGGGUAUAAAAGGAGGGCUGAGCUGAAGGAGAAAGAGGGGGGGGGGGAUAGAGUGAGAAAGUCUUCUUCUUCAACAUUCUAGAGAGAGAAACUGACGAGCAAUAAGGGAGAAGAGGCUAGGGUUUCACUCCAAGGCAAGGAUUUGGGAAAAUCUUCCCCAAAGGGAGAUCUCUACUGCCCAAGGAAGGAUUCAAGCAUCUCCAUUAUGGUUUUUCUUCUUUCUCCUUGUGUUUUCUCUCUCCUAGCAUGGAGUACUGGCCCUUUUCACUUGGAUGUUUGUGAACCCUAACUUCUACCAUGUGAAUGAUUGUAUGGAAUGAUUGAUUAUGUGUUGGUGUGUUUUAAUAUGAGUUUGGAGGUAUUUUCAUGGAAGAUUGUGUUGUGUGUUUGCCUAUUCUAUUUGCCAUUCUAACCUAGGUAGAGAGAAAACCCCCUUUUUGAUAAGAUGCUUGUAAAGUUGGAUUUUCUUAGACAAUUCAUGUCUCCUAUCUAGGUUAAAGUAGGGCAACUCUCCUUAUUCAUGUUAGCACCUAGGUUGGUUGUGUUUUGGCCGUCCGAACUCCGAUUCGAGGGAGAAGGUUUGACAACCCUUAGUCGAUUAGGCCAAGAGAGCUACCUUGGUAGCUUAAUCCGAAUUCCUUCGCCUAGAGACCGAGAGAGUGAUAUUACAUCACUUGCUGCACUUCCCUACAGUUCGCAACCACCUCCACCACACGUUUUCAUUCGAUCCGACGAGUCAUGGUAGCUAGUUAGGGGGAGAUACACUUGAGUGAAUCCUUCUCAUUUAGUGUCAAAACCAAUUGCUUUUACAAUCGUUUAAAUUAUAGAUCGUAGUUUUCAACCAACACCCAAUCGCUAGAUAAUGUUUCAAAGAAUCAAAGUAGGGGUAUAUGGACCGAUCCGGGUUAACAUACUUGUCCUAUAUUGCACCCAAUUAAGAUUUAUACUUGGUCCUUAACUGGGAUUUUUAUUGUGAUAUUCGGGACGACUCCUCACUUCUCAAAGCUCUGCAACGCUUUUCUUCCAACCGACAGUCUCCUUUCUCUCCUACUUGCCAUCGGCGCCGGGUUAGUCGCCUCUUCAAACGCCACUAAAAUUAAUAAAACUUUUUAUGUAAAGAUUGACAUCAAGGGGUUGUAGCUCAAUAGGUAGAGUGCUCACAUCGCUUUGCGAGUAGUAUGGUGUUUGAUUCCUUGCAACUCCAUUUGUUUUUUUGUUCUCACUCCAGGCUGCCGCUCUUCACUUCUUGAAGCUCUGCGAUGCUUCUCUUCCAACCAAUUGGCGAGAGGUACAGGGUUCAAUUCCCUGCAACUCUACUUGUUUUUUGUUCUCACUCCAGGCUGCCGCUCCUCACUUCUUGAAACUCCGCGACGCUUCUCUUCCAACCAACGCUCUCCUUUCUCUCCUACUUGCCAUCGGCGCCGGGUUAGUCGCCUCUUCAAACGCCAUUUAAUUUAAUAAAAAAUUUUAAUGUGAAAUUGACAUUGAUGAGAUGUAGCUCAAUAGGUAUGGGGUUCUAUUCCUUGUAGCUCCACUUUUUUUUGUUCUCAAUCUAGGUUGCCGCUCUUCACUUCUCGAAGAUCCGCGACGCUUAUCUUCCAACCAACUCGCAAGAGGUACGAGCUCGAUUCCUUGAAACUCCACUUGUUUUUUUGUUCUCACUCUAGGCUGCUGCUCCUCACUUUUUUAAGCUCUGCGACGCUUCUCCUCCAACCAACACUUUCUUUUCUCUUUUACUUGCCAUCGGCACCAGGUUAGUCGCCUCUUAAAACACCAUUAGUUGUAAUAAAACUUUUUAAUGUGAAAAUGACAUCAAGGGGUUGUAGCUCAAAUGAUAGAGUGCUCGCAUCCCUUUGCGAGAGGUACGGGGUUUAAUUUCUCGCAGCCCACUUAUUUUUUGGUUUUUGUAUGGCAAUUUAUGAUGUAAUGGAACUGAGUCUAGGCUUAUGCUUACCUAGUUGUUAGUGAGAAUGGCGGUUUGGUUUAGAGAUGAAGAUGGUCGGACCAGAGGUUAGUGUUUACAAGGCGUUAGUGCGGGGCCUUGCUGCGUCGUUGAAGGUCUUUGAUGCGCUUAGAACGAUUGAAGGUAUCAGAUGCUGUCGCUCCUCACUUCUCGAAGCUCCGCGACGCUUCUCUUCCAACCGCUUCGCGAGAGGUAUGGGGUUCGAUUCCUUGCAGCUCCUCUUGUUUUUUGUUCUCACUCCAUGUUGUCGCUCCUCACUUCUUGAAGCUCCGUGAAGCUUCUUUUCCAACCAACGCUCUCCUUUCUCUCCUACUUGCCAUUGGCGUCGUGUUAGUCGCCUCUAUUUACGCCAUUAAAUUUAAUAAAAAAAUUUAAUGUGAAAAUUGGCAUCAAGGGGCUGUAGCUCAAUUGGUAGAGUACUCAAAGCGCUUUUGAAAGGUACGGGGUUCGAUUCCUCGCAGCUCCAUUUCUUUUUUCGUUUCUGUUUGGCAAUUUAUAAUGUGAUGGAACUGAGCCUCGACUUAUGCGGUCGAGACCAGAGGUUAGUGUUUAUACGCUGCAGAGGCUGCUUCUCAAGUCAGCGACGAUUUUUUAUAACAUUGUGAGGAUUUGUAGUUGCACAACCACAACAUGGUGUUCAGGUAAUGCAAUACUCAAACUUAGUGGCGCCUAUCUCAGAUUUUGGAAUAUAAUGUUUCCCCCUUGUAGGGGUGGAGUUUCAGUUAUAACCGGUAACCGAACGGUCGGUUACCGGUUAACCGAACUGCCGGUCCUCCUUACCGACAACCGACCGAAAUAGAGAUUUAGACUUCGGUUAUCUCGGUUUUCGGUUAACCGAGUCACUUCCAAGACCAAAACCAUCUCGGCCAUUCUCCGAACACCGAUCGAUUUUCGGUCAUCUCGAUUAUCGGUUAGUGAAUAACCGGCUGGUUAUUGGUUUACCUAUCCGGUUAACCGGUAACCGAACUUCCACCUCUACCCCUUUUAGAUUAUAAGAAUACAUGCAGGCAUGUAACGUGGACAUACCUGAGGUGAAAUACAUGGUUUUCGUACCUGAUUAUGACAAAAAGAAGAUGAAUUGUAGGAGACAAUGUAUUCUAAGAAUCAUUGGGGCAAUUCCUGAAAUCAACCCUUGAUCUUAUUGCUUGGAUUUCAUAUUAUAUACAUCAUAUAUAAAUAUCAGUUUCUUGUUUUGAGUGAGUGACGCAGAGAGAAGAAAAGGCAGAUACAUUCUGCUCCAGCUGGGGCAUGAAAUGGAAGCUUUGUGUGCAGCUUAAGAAAGGCCGUCAGUCACUUUAGUUUCAUCCACUUCACAUCACAGGAUCUGUCCUCGCUUUUCUUUCUCCUUGUCACGAGUCUAUUGGCAUUAAAAAUGGGCCGAAAAACUGUUAGAAACUCUUUGUUCAAAAUCGACACCGUUAGGAGCUUAUCGAUUUUCGGUUGCUGAAAACCAAUAAGACCUUAACUGAUUCUAUUUCGUUCAGAAUACACAGAAAAACCAAAAAAACGAACAUUCGAUUGCGUUAAAUUGAUUGAUUUAUAACGAUUCUCGGUUUUAAAACCGAAACUGUUAAGGGUUUAUCGAUUUUAUACCCGCAAGGGAAACCAAUAACCCUAUACAACCGUUUCGGUUAAAACCGAAACCGAAUCAUCACUCAAUUAAAGUACAGAUUGGAAUUAGACUGGAGAGCCCCCAAAAGAAAAGAGUUAAAAGCGUACAGUUGGACAUUGGGUUUUUUUGAGUCGAGGGAGGACCUGUUCUUUGCUGUAAAGACAAAGAACUGAGGUACCUUCCAGUUCACGUAAUUUAGGUUUUUUUUUUUUUUGGGUGUGGGUGUCCUGAGCUGGCUAGUGAGUGAGUGAUUGGGUGAGACGCACAUUCGCUUGAAUCUUUUUGGGUGGCGCAUCUUCGUGGGUUCCAUGAUUAUAUGCUUAACUGCCUGCGGUUAAAUUACUUGGACUUCCUCGCUGUCUUGUUCCUCGGUCUCUUAUUAGAUUCAUACAGAACCAAUUUUCCAUCUCGCCGGCGAGAAAGCUAGCUGCCCUUUUAGUGCCUGUCAAUUUUAUAGAAUAAUCCAGAUAGACAGACAUAGAUCCGAUGAUAUUCAUUCAUGAUUGUGAGAAAGAGAAAAGUCUAGCACAUCGCCGUUGAUAGAAUCAGGACCUCCCAAAGUUUUCUGGUACACUAAUUAAUUAAUUAAUGAUAUCAACUUAUAAUUAGCUAGGUAAAUUCCUAUGGCGACUUCAAGUUUUUAUGAUUUGAACCUUUCCAUCUGUUUGCAGGUUACAUAACGGCUUAUGUAAUUCGUGUUAAAUUUUUUUUUGUAACAGUUGUAGGAUGCUCUUAUACACGAUUUACGUAACGAAUAAUAUUUUUACAUAAUGAAUAUUAGCAUAGAGUUAUACGGAAAUAAUCUUAUGUAACAUGUUAUGUAAGAGUUUAAUAGCAUCACAUAAUAUUUAUAAACAUAUUUGUAUUUUACAUGACCGUUUUAGAAUUGUGUAAUGAGUAUUAACAUGGAGUUAACUACACUGGAAAUACAUUACGAAAGUCUUACUUAACACGAUUUCUUAAAACUAUUUGUAUUUUAUGUCACCAUUAAAAUAAAAAAAAUAUUACAUUUUACGUAAUGCGGCCUGUUAAGCUUAUUAUAGCAGGGUAAGAAAUUCAAUUUAGGGUUAUAGGUAUAAUAUGCCCCUCUACUAUGACGUUUUUAUCAAACAUGCCUCUCUACUAUUUUUUACAUCAAACAUGCCCUUCUGCUAAAAUUUCCAUUGGAAAAAUCGUCAAUCAUGGCUGAACCGAGAUUUAGACGACCCGACAUCGACAAAUGGGAGAGAAAAUAUCAGUUUUGUCCCCUGUUUUAUUUCUCUGGGUCUUUUCAAAGUGAAAUGAUUUGAAUUAUUUGGCUAUACAAAAGAUUCAAAAAAAUUCUAAAGUGAAAUUAUUAGAGAUAUUUUAGACAUUUGUGUCGCCCAAACUAAAGUUCGGCAUUGGUUAACGAUUUUUGGAUGAAAAUUUGAACAAAAGUGCAUGUUUGAUAAUUUUUACAAAGUACAGAGGCAUGUUUGAUGUAAAAAUAGUAAAAGGGCUAUGUUUGAUAAAACAUCAUAGUAGAUGAACAUAUUAUACCUAUAACCCUUCAAUUUAUCAUAACUUCAAAGUACGUUAUUACAUCCCUAUAACUAGAGACUGGAUUGUUGUUCAUUAGCGUCACUAGUGGAGCUAGGCUGAAGGUAAGAGUGGUUGUAGCUAGCCCUACUCAAUUUUAAAUUAUAAAUAAAUCUACAUAUAAAUUUUGUAUAAAUUUAAGAAUUAGAAUAGGCAAUAAAGCUUUACCUCCUCCUCCAAUUAUGACAAUUCAAGUCCGUCCAUAAUCCAGAUUUACGGCGCAUUUUGUUCUCUUGUACAACUUCCUUUUGUCCAAUUGUUUGAAAGACUAAAUUAUUAUUAUUAGGUUAUUGAGUAUUAACCCUACAAAGAUAUGACAUGGUACAUCAAAUCCAAUCAAAUCCCGCUUUAUUUCGUCCUCCUUAUUUCCGUGCCUUCUUUGCCCGCCGUUUCUGGUUUGCCUCAAGAGUCUUCUUCUCGGUCGGUGGGGCGUGAUUGGAGAAUCAAGUUCUAGACAAAUCGGAAAAGAGGACCAGAAAUUUCCAGAUCUGCUCAUCAAUCUUUCUACCACCUCCACGUCACGUAGGAGAGAAAAUGGAGAAGGUUACUUGUCGACGAGAGAAAAAAAUGACAUAAACAGAACCACCACCGCCUUAUUACGUACCAACCGACACGGGCGAACCGAUAAGGUUUUUGGGAUGGUGGAAAGUGAGGACGUGGAGCAGGAAAAGAAACCCGCCCGCUCACCAUAUAUAUCCAUAACGAACAGUGUCGUAGACUUUUGGAAGUUGCGAUUGUUAGCAUUGUAUUUGUUAAAUACAUGCAUUGUUCACAAUACAACGUUUGGAAGUGUCAAGUUGCAAAAUAAUGCAUGUAUUGUUUUGUGUGGGUCCCACCAACAAUCAACAAAAAUGAGGGAUUGUACAAUCUCAACUAAAAGUUGAGAUUGUUGGUUUAAUAAUUGAGCACAUUUACUUUUUCCAAUUAUGUCCAUAGUUCUUUUUGUUUUAUAUUAAAAGUGGAGGACAAAUAUGACAUUUCCUUAUAAAGUAACUUUUUAACAAUCAAUUCAUAAAUUGUAAUCUCAACAACCAAUUAAUGUAAUUUCAAAAUGCAUCUACUGUAUCAAUGCAUGCAUUUCUAUCAUAGUGAUUCAUAACAAUACAACGAUUUAAUAAGAUACACAACUUCCAAAAACGACACCAUUGUUCGGUGGGAAUUUUUACUACUGUAUUAGUAUUAGUAGUCUCUCGCCUUGCUGGUUAAGUGUUUGACCAAAUUAAAUGCUAUAUUGCCCAUUAUCUUAAUGUGGUCGGGAAAGUCUGUCCAAUGAGAUCGCACAAGGUGGAUUUUACCUCUUUACUAAUUUGGUUUUGACUGUUGGUUGGUCUUUAAUUUGUUUGUCCACUUUUGACUUACAGGUGGGAAAAUGAUUUUGGACUAUUGAAACACACAUUGUUGGGUCGUUUGAUGAGUCAUUUUGCAUGUUGGUAUUUUGAGAUGAGAUGAUGUGUUAUUUUAUGAAUGUAGUAUUAAUGAGUUAUUUGGGAAUUAUUGUAUGGAAAUGGUCUUGUUUGGCUAGAGAUUGUUUGAAUGAGGUUUUUAGCUGACUUAUUUCGGGUAAAAAUAAUUUAUUGAUAAUUUGUUUGGCAAUAAUUUACUAGCAAUGAGUUAUUUGGAUUCGUUAUAGCCAAAUGUCAUAUGUGAAUGAUUUAACCAAACGUGAUAUUGUAACCCAAUUACCAUCAGAGUGAAAUUACUGCAUUGAUAUUUCAUUGACAAACGAGUUGAGUUGUUUGGAUCAAAGUAACCCACCGAAAUAACUCGUCCAAACCAGAUAUUUAUGCAUAAUUGGAUUGCAUAAUAGUUUAUGGCCUUGGGUAAAGUUGUGGAGUGGAUAUAUGGGUGAUUGUCCCUUCUCUUUUAUAAACUACAAUGACGUCGAGGAAGAAGAAUUAGAAACAUCUGCCCUAGAAAGAUUUGGUCGACUACCUUAACCCCAAAUGGUAAUAUAAACUAAUGAAUGAAUGAAAUGAUGUCUGCUUUUCAUUGGGUAUGGUUCACUGUCUUAGAAGUCCAAGUACAAUUAACAAAUUAUUGUUGUUGUUAUUAUGGACCAAUCGAUAAAGCCAGCACAAUAAUAAUUAGACAAACCAUAUGGGAACAUGUGAAAUCACGAGAAGGAAAAAAGAAAAAAAAAACUAAAAGGGGAAAGUGAAACGCGGCAGGUUAGGUUUAGGGGUGGCAAAACCGGUUUGAGUGGAGCCGAUUUUUAUAUGUAUCAUUCUGAUUUUAAGGUUUUAAAAUUGUAACCAUCUUUGUAAUUAAAAUUGUGUAGGAAUGUAAUAUGUUAUACCACAAUCAAUCAGUAUACGGUUUGGGGAAACCCCACUCAUACCAUUACCGAACAAUCAUGUAUAAAAUUUUUAUAUAAUCUAAAAUUGUUCUUUGAGAUGUAAAAUAAAGAUGGGAAAAAUGCAAACGAUGAAAACAUAAAAAAACAUAAAAAGGAAGAAAGGACAUGUUCAAAAGUAUAAAGGACCUAGAUUCCUUAUGUGAUAAUCGUUUGAAUCCAAUCCAUAAAUAGUUAGCCCCACGUUAAACAAGUCACAUAAGUAGGGUCACUAAACAGGACUAUUUAGUAAUUAGGUACAUGGCUCCACAUGUGGUACCGAAAUAAUUGAGAUUUGUACACAUAAUUAGCCAACCAUAAGAUUAGUGAGCAUUGCAUUGCUCCCAAGUUCAUGUUUGGGUGGCGGCAAACCAACAAUUUAGGGGGAGGAUUUGAUAAGGUUGGGCACGAUUAAUUAUCAGCGGCGGAUUCAGGAUAUAGUAUAGCUCUGGGUUGGAUUUGAAUGAAAUAUUGGAUACCGU